AUGGUCAUAUUAAAGGGCAUAUCAAAGGAUGUUCCAGCAGACGAUCUUACAAAAAUUAUUAGACAGGAAAAUGAGGAAAUUAACGAAAUUAUCAGUGAUGAUGGUGAGGGCCUUAAACUAAGAUUUAAACGGGACAAUAAGAACAAUAACCUGUAUAACGUGGUUCUUCUAGUUGAUCCUAAGGUAUACAGCAAAAUGUUAACAAUGGAUCGUAUCAGCAUCGAUUACCAGCGCGUCCAUGUUGCUAGUUUCUCGCCGUUCUUCCAGUGCCACAGGUGCCUGCAGUUCGGCCAUACAAAACUAAGUGCAACCUCGACAGAUGUAAGAAUGCACAACAUGAGAUUCUUCUCUCCGGCCUUUAUGGCCGGUAAUUAUGACAUCGCACUCAUCUCCGAGCCAUAUAUUGAUUCUGGAGAACAGGUAAAAUCAACAUUUGGAAUUGACACAUAUCAAUUUUUCACGAGCAACAAGAUUAAGGUCUGCAUCCUAGCAAAACCAGGAUGCGGGUCCAUCUUGGGACUAUCGCAAUACUCUACAUCCAACUUCUACGCAAUAAAAAUCACGUUUGGACAAACUGCACACACACAUGACACAGUCAUAAACAUACUCGAACAUGAUAUUUCUACCCUGAACGUUGAUGAUCUGGAACUUAUCAUCAACGAACUAACCAAUGUGAUCCACUCUGCAUGUCGAGCCAGCAUGCAUGUUGAAAGCCGGGGAACAAAGCCCAAGGCUCCUUGGUGGACGGAGGAGUUGGAGACCCUCAAGCAGGAGGUGGUGGAUUUACACUAUCAGCUCCACGCUGACAAGCGCCAGGGUAUGCCUUUGGAACAUAUUUUAGAAACGAGGAAACAAAAAAAAGGAACUAUACGCCAACAAGAUGCGCGAGGAGUCGACUAG
Molecule: messenger RNA, 900 nt
Organism: Parnassius apollo (apollo)
Lineage: Eukaryota; Metazoa; Arthropoda; Insecta; Lepidoptera; Papilionidae
Source: the annotation of a GenBank genome assembly